Messenger RNA from Amphibalanus amphitrite, 417 nucleotides. Its product is annotated as tetraspanin-9-like. Gene Ontology annotation, cellular component: membrane. The record is from RefSeq and is a predicted model, not a curated record. Lineage: Eukaryota; Metazoa; Arthropoda; Thecostraca; Balanomorpha; Balanidae. Bases 1 to 417 code for a protein of 138 amino acids. The transcript has a single exon.
AUGAACGCCUCGCUGGAGCAGUACCGGAACAACUCGUCCACGGCGCGCGACUGGGACCACGUGCAGCGAGCGCUGCGCUGCUGCGGACCAACCGGCGCCGCCGACUGGGCGCCAGUGCUCGGCAACGGCACGGUGCCCGACUCGUGCUGCGAGCGGGCCGCGGCGGCCAACUGCAGCGGCGCAGAGGGCUCGUUCAGCGCCGGCUGUGCGCCGGCCGUGCAGGCGCUGGUGGCUGGCCAGAGGCGCUGGUCCGUGGCGCUGGCCACGGCUACCGCCAGCCUGCUACUGCUGCUUAUCAUCGUGAUGCUGAGCGGCGCAGUGUGUGACGGUGACGUAGAGUCACAGGCACCACUGAUCGUCAGGGUAAGGAGGGACAUUCCCGUUAAUUUUACGAUGCGAGAUGCCAUGUUUGUUUAA